CCGGAAGGAACGAACAUCAUAAUUUCACUUAAGUAUACCAAAUCAGUGUUUUUUGUUUUUAUUGCUCCCGUAGUGCUGCUGCUUUUCUUUUUCUUCUUCUAGUGUAAAGUAAAAGCUUUCUGUCAUUGGAGCUUUACCCAAAGGGAAAGGAUAUCUGGAAUUAAGUACGCUUCAGCUGCAUCCGAAUACGUUAUAUUGAUUCUUCUGCCAAAAUAAGAAGGUCCGGUGGACAAAAAUCGUGCAAUUUCGCGGUUGACAUUCACGAAAGUACUAGAAACGGAACAAACAAUGUCCAAAAUGGUGAAAGGAAAAAUUUGUUCCCUCGCGUUUGCCGCGAUUCUCUGCGUCGUCGCAACCAGCUUCGGAGGAGGGCUUGGUAUGUGUCUUGUUACUGCUGUGCGGCCUUCCGCGCGCGGGAUGAUCACGACUGAGGAGGAAAUGCAAGACAUCGCCCUUAACGGAGACGCGGACGAGCGCGAGUGGGCACUUGCUUGCUUAGCCGACUUAAGCUGGUGCAAGGAGAGGACGAUGAGGACGAAGAGAAGAAGCGAGCGAAGACAACGCGCAAAAGCUCGCGCGAGAGAAACUGCGGUGGAAGCAGGUCGUGCGCCGAGUACUCCACGACGAGCGAUAGAACCGGCUCCUGCAGCCACGCCUCCUGCCAGAACGCCAAAUCAUUUGUUUGGGAACACUCCGUCUCCGUCUCCCGUACAGCCCCUGCACGCGCUGGUUACUCCACCACGUCAGGCAGGAGCCCCUGGUGCUCCAAUGGUUGCUCCUGAGGCAAAAACGCCGGCUACGUUGUAUGCGGAUACGCCGUCACCCAUUCGGAUGCGGACGGCGCUGCCCCGACCUGUAGCUGCUGCUCAGCCGCAACCUGCGCCACCAGGAGCGGGGGCACCGCCCGAAAUUGACCUGGAGGGCAUGGCAAGGGCUUUGGGUUUUUCACGUGAGCAGACCAUUGUGUUGCGUAACCGCUUCGAUCAACUGUUACGGAACACGGCCUUUCUCCAAGCUGCGCCUAGCAUCGCAGCCUCAGCCGCCCAAGCCGCACAGAGCGCAAGAAAUGCUGCUCAGCCUGGUAUUGAACACCCUGGAAAUGCUCCCGCUUCUCCUCCUCCUGCAGGCGGAAUAUUAUGAGGGCGCACGCACCACGGGCGCCGCGGAGCGAGGUGCUCGUCCUAAUUUUUGAAGAAAAUCAUGCGGGUUUUGUGCCUGUUGUGUCGGGACGAUAAUCGGAAACCGAAUGCCGGCUGAAGCCGCGUUUUCGGGAAACAGGAGAAAAGAAUGCAGCGCGUAUAAUUAAGUAUAGUAGAAGGAGCCUCAAGAUUUUUUGCUCCGUAUGAACAUGCGAGUACUUUCGAAGAAGGUAGAUGUAGAACAGAAAUGGAAAUGGUGUGCAAAUCUGUGGCGUCUUUGACUCUGCCUAUAAGUGUUUAGUGGGAACGGCAUACUACUACCUGUAGUAUACCUGUGCUACUAUGCAAGAAAAAGUCUUUUUCUUUUUGUGUAUGAUUGAGCAGAGACGUCGCGCAAGUCUGUUUGUGUAUGAUUGUAGUGCAGAAAGAACAGCUGCCAUUGUUUUGAGAAGUUCAUGCGAUUACGUUAUUUUGCUUUUGCUAUUGAAAGAAGAAAUAGGGGGACGAAAAAAUAAGAAUUUUUGGAAGGUGUGCAUGUAGUUCAUGUUUUGCAUGAUAAGUAUAUCUGACUGACACGAUGAAAAAGAAGAAAAGCAAUCGUAUAAAAUGGAGAACCAGGAAAGGGUAGUACGCUUCGGGUAAGCUGCAGCCGCAUCACUCAACUUAAAACCUGUAGGUUCAGACUUAGAGCGUAGGAACAAAAUGAAAAAAAAACUACAACACAUCAAACACCAACAGUGACGAGACAGCAAUAGAAGAAGAAGGAGACGUAAAUCGUCGGCCCCAGCGGUAUUUCUCGCCAGUGGCUGGAUCACUUUUUUCAGAUCUCUGCUCCUUUUAUGCUUCAAACAGUUGCGGUCCACCGCUAAGGCUUAACUAUGACUACAGGAGGGAAUGCCAGUUGUGAGCAUGUUGAAACAGAUGAAGCCCUGACCAAUUAAUAACAAGAGUUAACUUUUUGAUCAUUGCACA
Amoebophrya sp. A120 is the source of this 2111-nucleotide messenger RNA. NCBI's taxonomy places the organism in Eukaryota, Dinophyceae, Syndiniales, Amoebophryaceae. The record is from the annotation of a GenBank genome assembly.